AUGGCAGAGCUGAAGGAAUUUGACGUCGUGCGCGUCGCGCGAAGUGAUGGCGCAGAUACCGGCCCAGGGUACUGGCCAAUAACGGCGCCGGCGCCAGCGCCCAAGAAGACUGCCAAGGAGGCAACGGACAAGAUACCCAGAGCAAAGCCGCAAAUGAUACGCCUAGCUGAAGAUGAUCCUCGUUUGGUUGAAUGGAAAGUGAAACUCGGAAUUAUUCUCAAGAUGGAACUGUCACCCACCCCUGAUGAAGGCAAUCCUUGGUUUGUAGAAUUUCCCCGGGGAUACUGGCCAUAUGAAAAAUCGAAGCAUAUCUGGGUGUCUGGGUACCCAGUCAAAUCGAAGUUGUUCAAGACCCCCCAAGAGUUUGCGGCACAUCUGAUAUGGCUCCUCUCAUCGUCAAAGGAAUACAAAGAUUGCUGCUGCGUUCACUGCAACUCAAUCAACAUGGCAAAAGUCGCCACAGCCAUGGACGAGAUAGCUAGCAAUACACCGACGCUACCGCCAGCGAAGCCGGAGAAGGCACAACCUAAAGUGACGCCCGUGCCAUUACCGACGAUCCCUGGACAACCUGCGACUAGACAGCCGGAAUUAGUGCCCAAGGCGCAACCGGCGCAGGCCCAAUCACAUACAAAGGCUGCAGCUCAAGUACAGGCCCAAGCAGUAGCGCAACAAGAACAACUCCAACACCAACGGGCGGAGCAGCAGGCACGGCAACAAGCACACCUGGCAAGCCAGCAGCAGGCGCAACAGCAGCGCAGCGUGGGCUGGUCGCUACAAUCGCCGUUUCUCUUCCGCGUGGGAGAGCUUGUGUGGUACCAAAUAGGAAACACAUGGCGUCUGGGUGUCAUUGCCGCACAGAACCCUCAGCAGCCUGGGGCCCACGAAUUGCUACCCCUAGGCAAUGCCCUCAUCCCACAGUCAAACGUCGCCAAGCAUGAUAAGGACAUGCGGCCUUUUCAAGCAUUUAGUGUGCCGCCGGUGUCUAUUCCGGACAUGCGUGACAAGAUAUUCGAUGAGGUGCCGUGGGUCGAAAAGUUUCGCGAGUUUGGCGCAAAUCCUUCGAAGCGCGAGUUUCUUUUGCUUGACGCAUCAAAAAUGGCGGCAUCCAAAGUCGACUGGUCCUACUCGCUGUGGUCACCCAUGUCGGAGGACUUGCAAGCCAAGACAAUCACCUAUUACGGCUGCUUCCUCGGCGCGGAGCGCAUCGAGGUGGGCGACUGCUUAAGGGUACGAAACCUGCCCGCGGAGCUCAAUAUUGUGUCCGAGGACAUGGUUGUCAUGGGUCUACGAUCCAUCUACACGUCCAGCGACCUUCCGGGCGCCGUCUUCUUUCGCGGCACCCUCUACCAGCGCGCCGACCCGGGCGCCGACCCCUCGACGCUCGUCCCCGUGGAUCAGCUGCCCGUCGUCUUGCGGGAUGAGUCGCAUUGGAGGAAAGCGGUACAACCUGGGACCUUUUACGGAUGGGUCGUGGUGGGUGGCGAUGGCGUCCGCCUCAAGGAGAAGUCGAUCCGGGGCCGCUUCUACCCGACGCAUCGCGUUAUGCCCUUACUCAACGCGCCUGUGUUCGAGGCCGCCGUGGCGCGCCGCCAGAUUGAGGACCAGCACCCCUACCUGAACAGCCGCAUGGACGGCAUUGGACGGUACCUGGGCCGCCAGGUCAACAGGUUGGAGACGCUGGGCGGGAGCGUACCGGCAGGCGCUAGGCUCGCCUUUGAACAUUUUGUGCGCGAGGAAAUCAGACGAAUGUGA
This is a messenger RNA of Beauveria bassiana ARSEF 2860, 1752 nucleotides long. RefSeq names its product transcription-silencing protein Clr2. NCBI's taxonomy places the organism in Eukaryota, Fungi, Ascomycota, Sordariomycetes, Hypocreales, Cordycipitaceae. Gene Ontology annotation, biological process: silent mating-type cassette heterochromatin formation. The record is from RefSeq and is a predicted model, not a curated record. Bases 1 to 1752 code for a protein of 583 amino acids. Gene Ontology annotation, cellular component: SHREC complex; rDNA heterochromatin. The transcript is spliced from 2 exons.